AUCACAGAACGGAAGAUGGUGUCAUGUUACCAGAUAAUUCGAUUUCGGAAAAUACGAAGACGGAUAAUAAUGCAUAGAGGGAGUAAGGGACAGAUUGCACUGUGCUUCAAAUGAUCCCUCCGGUCUUCGCCUUCACGUCUCGUGGAUAUAUAACAAUGUAUCUUAAGGAGAAGGAUCGUCGAUAGGAUUUAGCUUGAUCGAAGAUCUAUCGCACGAAAUCGACAAUGACGACGUUCGGAUACAUGGAGGCAAACUCGAUGGCGUGGCUGGUGACGAUCCCAGCCGUCGCCAUCGAGAACCUGGUAGCCCUCGUCAUCAUAUCUUCGCGUAAACGUUGGAAGAGUCCCGAUGUCCUUCUCUUCUCCAUCACCCUCGGCCACCUCCUGUCUUUGCUCCUACCUCUCCUCUUGUACGCAGUCAUCACCUUCACCAAGACCCCGUGGUCGGACGGCUCCUGCAAGUUCUUAGUCUGGUGCGUCAUGAGUUUCCGCAUCGUCGGCGCGGUCAACAUCGCUUUCAUCUCCCUCGAUCGGGUCUGGACGCUGAAAUGGCCGAGCUCGUACCGCUCCCAUAACUCCUCCCGUCAGACGGCCCGCACCGCCGUCUUCAUGUGGCUCUUCGGUGUGGCCAUCGGGACGAUUCCACUUAUCAGCUGGAGCAACCUUGAAGUCAACCAGACCUGCAGUUUGGUUCUCAACAUUGCAGGGUACGGCUACGCCAUGUGCAUCGUCAUCAUUAUUCUAGGUAGCGUGAUCAUUAGUACUGGUUGUAUAUGUACCAUCGUGGUCAACGUCGCGUUCGUUUGGCCUCUGCUUGAAGAAUCAUCCGAUCCCAAAGACACUAUCCCUCAUAUCGUCAUCGAGAGUGAAACGGGUGAGAGGACAUCGGCGGUGGUUGGGUCAAGGGAUUCGCAGAACAAGCAGAUUUACUACCUCGUGUCGACAGUGGUCGUGUUAUAUUUCUGUAUUAAUGGAUUGCCUUUUGUGGUUAUCAACAUUAUUGCCUUCACGGAGGACGUCCCCUCGUAUUGGAUGUCGGUUACGAUAUCGUGGUGUAGUGUAGUAUCGGCCUUACUUCACCCACCUCUCCUUGUUCUCCUGUGUAACCGAUACAAGAAGGUGUGCGUGAGAUUCUUCCGAUAUAUCGGCGAGAGCUGCGGCUGCACCCAUGUCACACCAGCGAGACCUAGUUUGAACGGUAUCACACGCCAAGAGACAUUCGAUUCAUUGGAUGACUUCUCAUCCGAUGAAGACGACAAGCUUCACUUCCCAUCCCCUGAUUGGUCGGACAGAUCAUUCACAGGAUCGUUCGAUGAGACACCGGGUCCAAGCUCGCAGCCCACCAUCGAAGUGACUACACCAACUACGACCAACUCUCAGACCGUCACCGUUGUCGAACACUCGCAGGUCGUCCAGAAUGGAAAAAUACCACCGAAGAAAUCUCAAAGAACUCCAUUGCAAAGUGGAAAGUAUACGCCCAGGAGUUACCCAGAUGCAGUCUCGCCGACCAAAACAGCAGUUGAGUACGACAAUGCUGCAUUUGUCGUUGAGGAUGAGAACAAGAAGGGGAAAAGCAAAAAACAACGAAGUCCAAAGCUAACCCCAGAACAGAAGAGAGCAAUCUGGCAGGGCCAUAAGGGCGCCAGGAAGAGGCUUGAGGCUUUGAAACAGGCCAGUGCAGAAAGGGGUUCUUCUUCUUCUCGCUCGUCGAAAGGGAAAAAGACCCGGAGCAAAACUCGACAGGAAAAACGGGAGAAGGAUGCGGACAAGAUUAUGAAAGACAAUAUACCCGAUAAGAACAAGCACAAGCGACUUGAAAGAAUCUCAACAAGGCAACAUUCUUUGGACAGUUUAACAGUUCCUACCAAAAGGAGAGCUCCCAUGUUAUCGUCGAGAUCGUUUGAUCAGCCUGAUAAUAAAGUGACUAUAAAAGUCGACAUUGAAAACAGCGAUCGUCAGAACAAUUUUACAGAUUUCUUACGGGAAGAAAAGAAAAAAUCAAUAAGUGUGAAAACUGUAAAAUCCGAGGGAGAGACCUCGCGUGGCAAAAAGAAGCGUAAAAAGCCUGAAAAGAAAGAAGACCGGGCUGAAAGGAAAGAAAACUUCAAGAAGGACAACGUCGACAAUAAACUACAAAGGGACCAGAAACUCACAGUUAGCCCGAAUAGCUCCCCAAGUGCACACGAGAGACGAAAAACAGACGGCAAUUCUCUACGUGGGCCGCGUUUUGAAAUCGCCCGUGAAAACUACAACUCUGAUUUCUCCAGCUUCGGCUCAGGUGAGCUUUACGAUAUACCUGAGGAAUCGCCAGAAGAAGUAAUGGUUGAAAGUUCAGGAUGGAGUCCGUCGACCGUUCGAGCAAUCAGAACGCAACACAGAAACGAAUUGGAGCCCAGAAGUGAUUGUAAAAACCGUGAUGGAAAUACUGUACCAAGAAAACAUAAAGAAAGGGAAAGACCGAGACCAAGGAGUAAGUUGGAUCGCACGGAGCCUGGCCUGCAAGUAAAAGAUAAAAGACCAACAAAAGGCUUGCUGAGCAGGCAACUCUCCCAAGAUCACUCUAGGACUACGGAAGUGAAUUCAAUAGAAAUGACGGAACUUGGGAACCCAGGUUCCAUUGAAAAUAUCCCAUUUGGUCAUUUGCAUGAUAACAACGACGAAAUGUCCUUCAACGAACAUAAAGCUUUUGCAGAGACUGCAAUGGAUGCUGACCAAUCAAAGUAUUACACAUCGGAGGAUCUCCUAGAAAAGCAUGUGAAGCAGGGUGGAGUUGAAAGAGAACAUUCGAUUCUUGAAGAUCACUCGACAGAUCUUCCUGCAGAUGCUGGACAUCCUAGGGAAGAAGCAAAACAUCGUGGUUUUACACUCCAUACCCAAGCAUGGGCAUCGCUUAGUUCUCCGCCAGGAAAGACCCUGACUGAGUUGGAAGAGGUCCCUUCGGAACAGAAAGGUCACUUGAGCAAGAGUAGGUCAACUGGGGAUCGCCCCUCGGCAAAAGACUUGAGGGAACGGUACCGGAAGUCACAUCUAAGUAUGGCAGCCAUAUUCGAAAGUAUCCAGGAUGAUUCGCAGGAAGUAGUGUAUCUUUGAAAAGAAGAGGAUGUUUCAUUAUGAUUGUCAUUAAGUAGUUAUUUAAAGUACAAGUCCACCCCUACAAAAAGUUGAUUUGAAUAAAAAGAGAAAAAUCCAUCUAGUAUUACACGGAAAAUUUCAUGUAAAGUAAGAAAGUUUGACAUUUUAAAGUUUCGCUUGAUUUCACAAAACAGU
This is a messenger RNA of Lytechinus variegatus (green sea urchin), 3266 nucleotides long. RefSeq lists its product as uncharacterized. Gene Ontology annotation, biological process: G protein-coupled receptor signaling pathway. Bases 225 to 3089 code for a protein of 954 amino acids. The transcript is spliced from 3 exons. Gene Ontology annotation, molecular function: G protein-coupled receptor activity. Gene Ontology annotation, cellular component: membrane. NCBI's taxonomy places the organism in Eukaryota, Metazoa, Echinodermata, Echinoidea, Temnopleuroida, Toxopneustidae. The record is from RefSeq and is a predicted model, not a curated record.